AUUGAGCCACUGUUGGAGGAGUAUGUAGGCGUUGAAGUUGAAAUGGAAGUGGAACCGGCAGAACAUUCCAGUUUUUCGGAGUGUGUUCCUGGUACUAGUGCUUCUUCGGGGGCAGAGGCAUUUCCAGAGUACAGCACACAGAAUGUGGACCUCUCAAUGUCUUUGACAGACUUGGAACCGGCAGCACAUUCCAGUUUCGUGGAGGGUAUGCCUGGUACCAGUGACUUAAGAACAGAUGAACCUCCAGAGUCCUCCAGCACACAAGACGUCGACCUCUCAAUGUCGUUGACAGACUUGGAACCAGCAACAUAUUCCAGUUUUGUGGAGGGUGUGCCUGGUACCAGUGCUUUCAGGACAGAGGUACCUCCAGAGUCCAGCACACAGGAUGUUGACUUGUCAGUGCCUUCGACAAGCUCGAAUCUGACGGGACAUUCCAGUCUCAUGGAUGUUUCUGACGAGGGCCCCACAAGACUGGAGGUGAGCAAAACUUUUGUGCUAGAGGAAAUUGCAUAUAAACUGCAAGUAUUGUUUUUAUUUCUUAUGACUUAAUAUUUCUCAAAAUGUUUGAUGCAGUAUCCUCUA
This is a messenger RNA of Ixodes scapularis (black-legged tick), 582 nucleotides long. RefSeq lists its product as uncharacterized. The transcript is spliced from 8 exons. The coding region runs from base 43 to 549 and encodes 168 amino acids. NCBI's taxonomy places the organism in Eukaryota, Metazoa, Arthropoda, Arachnida, Ixodida, Ixodidae. The record is from RefSeq and is a predicted model, not a curated record.